Amoebophrya sp. A120 is the source of this 2700-nucleotide messenger RNA. The record is from the annotation of a GenBank genome assembly. NCBI's taxonomy places the organism in Eukaryota, Dinophyceae, Syndiniales, Amoebophryaceae.
AACGAUAUUUCUAGAACGCACCCUCCUGACCCUGUAGGCAACGAACGCUCGUAGUGACAAGAAGUGGCGCCUAAAUUUUCUCUUCCUUGCUGCCGAAGAUCCCGUUUUAAUUGUAGCUAAUAACACUACAUAUUGGAAAUUAUCGAAUUCAAAAUACUAAAGAUCAUUUAUUUUGACACCUUUUAUUGCGAUGGCUAAAGACGAGGAAAUGACGCCAGAUUCGGUGCCGCGCGAGGCGGAAAAGAACAAGAAUCGUUCUCGAACUACACGCUCGAGCGCGGUUGAGCCUAGUGCUAGUUCCCCGGCAUCACUUUCACUCUCCUCCUCAUCACCGCCUGUCCUUUAUUCGCGUAAACAGCUCGAGACGCUAGUCGCCGAGAACAAGUUUUUCCGUCCUGACUACGUCAACGACCCGAUCGGCCGGGGCUGUUCGCGUCUCAGGUUGUUCAAUCAGAACUUUCCCGAAGUCAUUCUGUUUCGCGACCACCACGCCUGGUGUCCAUUCUGUCAGAAGGCCUGGAUUUUGCUCGAGGAGCUGCGGAUUCCGUAUGCCGUGGUGAAAGUGACCAUGCACAACUACGGCAAGAAAGAAUUCUGGUACACGAAAUACGUCUACGCGAAGGGCACUUUUCCCUGUCUGAUCGUGCUGAAAAGUAAGCAGCUGCAGGAAAAGGUGUUGCGUGCCAGUUUGGAAGAGGGCGCGGACCGAGAAAGUCUGAAGUCGAUGCAGGGUCUGGAAAAAAUGCCACGAAAGAGUGCGGACAGCGAUGUUGGUACGAUCGACACCAGCAGCGGCUUCGCUUUCCAAGCACCUUUGAGGAAUAAAAGCGGGGGGGAACAAGCGCAAGAGGAAGAGCAGGGGAAAAGCACCAGAAGACGAUCAUUGGGCUCCGAUAGUGUCGAUUCAUCUGCGCCGACUACUAAAUCCUUCAUGGAAACGCUACUUGGUACGGUGUCUUCAGCGACCGGAUCUAGUAGUAGUGUGGGCAGAGAGAGUACUAGGCGUAGCCAGCAAGGGGACUACGAGUUGAUCAACGACUCCACUCCGGUCAUGAUCCGCCUGGUCGAGCUGGCGCGGCAGAAAAUGCAAGACCAGACGACCCGCACCACAACCACAAGCCCGACACACGACGACGGCGCAAACGACAUCCACGACCUAUCCGACCCCGCGUGGGACCUGCGGGACAAGCAGACCGCGGCAAUUUGCUUCAACUUCAUCGAGGGAAAGCUGCUGCACUACUUCUACCGGUGGCUGUCGUGCCAAAACUGCGACUGGAACGACGCCAACGCAAAAGCGAUUGAGGCGGAAAACAAACGGCUUUUUUCACAGGUUUGCGAGGAGCUGUCGGGGCUGCUGAAGGUGAAUAUUAAACUGCGAACCUCACAAACGCAAUCAGAAUCAAACGGGACGAACACGAAGGUGGGAACGGGCAGAAUAAAGCUCAAAACCUUCUCUAUUUCGGACUGUGUUUUGCUUCCUUGGUUGGAACGGAUCAACUCGCAGUUGUUUUACUACAAGGGAUUCGACCUCCGUGCGGAAUUCCCGGUCAUUGCCGCUUGGUUUGCCAGCAUGGAAAAACGGAGCAGCUAUCUGAUGAGCAAGGGAGAUUUCUUCACGCACACGCACGCGAUUCCACACCGGAUCCGGCCCUGCUUUUUCGACGAGUGGACGGUUGGAAGAACGGAACUGCAAAACUGCUGGCAGGCGGUAGAAUGUGGUGGCGGGGCCGCCGCGAUUGUUGGCUGUAGAGCUGUGCCCGACGCGUGGGACUCGGAGGUUUGCUUUGAAGGUCCUACCAGUACGACCUUCGACGAAGACAAUGGCCGCAGCGAAAUUUUGGCGAUGCCCUCGACCUCCCAAGAGCAGCAACAACUCCUCAAGUCCGCUUCUUUCGAAGCUGCCUACAGGGUCCUCCGGUUUUGGGACGUUUUGGAAAGCAAAACGGAAAGUGUGAAGAUAGUGGAAGACAAAAACGCCUUUGACACAGCGAUGCGGUUGGUUGUCAUGAGGUUGAUCGUAUUUGGUGAAAAUGAUGAUGUCGCAAGGAGGAGCUCCAGCGUUCAUACGAUCUCCACCGUUCCUGUUGAGGAAAUUCCGAACCCGGAGCAAGUUCUUUUGGUGAUUCAGUACUUCAAGGACCGGAUCAGUAUACCGCGGGACAUGGGGUACUACGCCGGGAAGCGCUUCCGGCAAGUGAUGUUUUCACUGAUCGAAGAACUUUGUCGACGGCUGAAAAAAGAUCCCUUUGACUGUCCGAUUCCCAUUCCCUAUGACAACCGGUACGAUGUACGGCCGGAUAAGUUUGUUGGAAAACAGCACUAUGAAGAAAUCCCAAAAGUCUUGCAAGUAGUCUUGUUUCGAUGAAUUGCAUCUUCAUGAGCGAUGGCACAAAUAGAAUAGAUACGAAGAAAUUCCAAAUAAAGUAUGUUGAAGUUUGCCCAAAUUUACUACUGCCGCUGCCCGCUCAGUUUCAAAGCAUGACGCGAUUUCUUACAGGCACCGACGGCAGAAAAAUCAAAAGUUAGAAAACAGUAACUUAUCGUUUUGCUAAUGUGAAUGCUUUCCGUUUCACGUGGUUUCUGAGGAAGUCUGAUCACAUAGUAGUUUUCGCUUAGAGGUCGUUUCUUUACCUCAUUAUUGGACGCCAUCGACCUUUCAAUUGCGUAUGUGUGUGUGCAGUAGCAGAGAGCCUGAAAUAC